Falco peregrinus (peregrine falcon) is the source of this 6181-nucleotide messenger RNA. RefSeq names its product insulin receptor substrate 4 (gene IRS4). Gene Ontology annotation, molecular function: phosphatidylinositol 3-kinase binding; insulin receptor binding. The transcript has 2 exons. The record is from RefSeq and is a predicted model, not a curated record. NCBI's taxonomy places the organism in Eukaryota, Metazoa, Chordata, Aves, Falconiformes, Falconidae. Gene Ontology annotation, cellular component: plasma membrane; cytosol. Gene Ontology annotation, biological process: insulin receptor signaling pathway. The coding region runs from base 199 to 3711 and encodes 1170 amino acids.
GCGAGUAGCCGGACGCGGUGCGGCGCGGCCGGAGGGCGCGGACGGGGGCGGCGGGUGGGCGCGCAGGCAGGCACCGCCAGGCACCGCCCGCUCCCCAUGCACGGCCCGCCGCGGGGGGCGCUUCCCCGGUGAGGGCGGAUUCCCGCUGCCCGCCCCGUGCCCCUUCCCCGGCGCUCCGGACCCUGCCUGGCCCCUAAGAUGGCGAGCGGGAUGAAUGGCCCGGGCGGCGGCGGCGGCGGCGCGGCGGCCGGGGGCGGCGAGGAGGAGCCGGGCGCCCGCCACACGGGAGGCGGAGCCGCGCCUCAGCUGGAGCCCGGCGUGCUCGGCGCGGCGGCGGGCGAGGGGGACCCGGCGGCGGGCGAGGGCGGGCGCUGCCCGUCCCCGCAGCCCCACCACCUGCUGCAGCUGCUGCGGCGCUCGCCCAGCGCCUCGCUCUGCCCGGCGCCCGAGGCCGCCCCCGCGGCGGCCCGCACCGUGCCCGCGCCGGGCCGCGCCGGGCCGCCCCCCCCCGCGCCGGGCCGCGCCGCUCCCCCGCCCGCCGCCGGCGAGGACGUGAGGAAGUGCGGCUACCUGCGGAAGCAGAAGCACGGGCACAAGCGCUACUUCGUCCUGCGGGCCGAGAGCCACCUGGCCCCCGCCCGGCUGGAGUACUACGACAGCGAGAAGAAGUUCAAGAGCAGCCUGCGGGCGGCGGGGGCCGGCGGGCCGGCCGCGCUCUGCUGCCCCCCGCCCAAGCGGGUCAUCCCCCUGUACCAGUGCUUCACCGUCAGCCGGCGGGCGGACGCCAAGCACAAGCACAUCAUCGCCCUGUACACCAAGGAUGAGUACUUCGCCAUGCUGGCCGAGAACGAGGGCGAGCAGGAGGCCUGGUACCAGGCCAUCAGCGAGCUCAUGAGCCAGAGCAAGAGGGGCUUCCUGGAGCAGGAGGACCACGCCGAGCAGCAGGUGGAUGAGGACGACGAGCACUAUGGGGCCGCCCUGAGACCUGGCACCGUCUUCAAGGAGGUGUGGCAGGUCAACGUCAAGCCCAAAGGGCUGGGGCAGACGAAAAACCUCACCGGAGUGUACAGGUUGUGCCUCUCCAGCAAGGCCAUCCACCUUGUCAAGCUCAAUUCGGAGGUGCCCUCCGUCCACCUGCAGCUCAUGAACAUUCGCCGCUGUGGGCACUCGGAGAACUUCUUCUUCAUUGAAGUGGGCCGAUCCGCCUCCAUUGGGCCCGGAGAGCUCUGGAUGCAAGUGGACGAUUCAGUGGUUGCCCAGAACAUGCACGAGACUUUUCUGGAGACCAUGAAAGCGCUAAAGGCCUUUGCGGAGUUCAGGCCCCGGAGCAAGAGUCAGUCUUCUGGUGGUGGCAGUGGCACCAACCCCAUCUCCUUCAUCACCACUAGGAGGCACUUGGGCAACCUGCCCCCCAGCCAGACGGGCUUGCAGAGAAGAUCUAGAACUGAGAGUGUUGCUGGAGGAACGCCUCCUACCACCAAAAGCAGCAGCUCCUAUCGCUUCAGAACAUCCAGCGAAGGAGAAGGAACCAUGACUAGACCUUUUAGGUCAGUGACUGGGAGUCUGAUCCACCUGAACACUGCGAGGAUGAAUUUGGGCCGGCAAGAAGGAAGUGGAAGGUAUGUGAGAGCCGCAUUCAGCUCAUCUUACCACACCAGGUCUGCUUCGCUGCCCGUGUCUCAUUUUCCCUCCACUACAAGUCCCAUCAGUGUUUCUUCCAGCAGCGGCCAUGGUUCUGCUUCGGACAUGUUGACCAGGCCUUCUAGCUCAUCCGUCUGUGGUUCCCCAAGCGAUGGGGGAUUUAUCUCUUCUGAUGAAUAUGGCUCCAGCCCUGGAGAUUUCAGGUACUUUCGGGUCAGGAGUAACACGCCAGAUUCCCUGGGAAACACACCGCCCAUCAGAGAGGAGAACUGUCUGAGUGAGUACAUGUCCAUGAGUAAGCAACAGGCAGAUGAUAGCUCCAGAGAUGAUUAUAUGGAGGCUGAAAAGUGUUUCAGGAAAAGAACUUACUCUCUAACAAAGCCAACGUCUGUGUCGGUGCAGCAGAAGACGACACAAACUACGGCUUCAUUAGAUGAAGAUUCUGUGGGAAGUCACGGGCGAUUACUUUACUCUGACACACCAAAAUUGAGAGAUAACCAUGAAUCGGAGUACAAUGACACUAACCUUGAUUCUGUAUGUAACCAAAGUAGGAGUAAAGCCAGGGAUGAUGGGUACAUGCCAAUGAUGCCAGGAGUGGCAUCUUCUCUAGCCAGCAACAGCGACUAUCUGCCGAUGACUCCUAAAAGUAUGUCUGUUCCGAAACAGAUUAACAAUUCGUGGUCACCCUCUCAGGUUGACUCCAAAGGGUAUAUGAUGAUGUUUCCAAAGGCUAGCUCUUCACCUGUGCGAAGUCCUUUAACUGGAUUUGUUUCUAAAGGAAGUAAUGAGAAGAUCAUAAACAAUGAGUAUAUGGAUAUGUCACCUGGUAAUUCAGCUCCAAAGCACCCCGGUGAUUCGAAUUAUGUUCACACCACUUCUGUUUCCAAAGGUUUUAGUUCGUAUUUUUCUUUGCCCCGAAGCUUUAAGGCAUUGUCAGGACAAAACGGUGACCACAGUGAAUAUGUUCCGAUGUCUUCACCUGGAAAACUCUUGUAUGGUGGACCAGAAAAUGUAAAAGGGGUCAGCAGUGAGGCUCUGGCUAACGGCAUCUCUAAACUGUCGGCGGUGAAAGGUUCGGAUGAAGGACUUGUGCAGAACAGGGCUACUAGGCCCACGAGACUGCCCCUAGGUACGCGAGGGAGCAAUACUAUCCCAAGAAUGUAUGAUCGCACAGUUCCACCUGAGCCAGCGAGUCCCGGUGAAUACAUAAAUAUUGAUUUUAAUGAAAAGGCGAGUAAUACACCAUAUUCCUUAUCUGCAGAAGGAUCACCAUCGUCCCUAGGCUCGAGCAGUGACCACAGACAGUCCCCGCUUUCUGAUUACAUGAGCGUUGACUUGGAUGUACAGUCGCCGAAAGUAGCGAAGGAGCUGUCUAACUCUCUAACGGAUAUUUCAAUUUAUGCAAGUUCCAGUAUUCCUAGAAACCAACCAAAUCCUGACUAUGCUAGGCUUUCGUUUGGUACCGCUUGUGUUAGCACCGCAAGCAGCAGGACUGAUGACUACACAGAGAUGACGUUCAACAUGGCAGCGACACCGCCUCGGCCAUUUGCCGCCGAAUCUGACAACGGUGUAAAGGUUGAUAGCCCUUCUUCCAUCGUGAAUAGGCUGUGCAUUGUCGAUCGAUAUGCUGGUAGCAGUAGCUUCUCUGUUCCUAGCUCUGAACCUCCUCUGGGACCGAAAGUGAUCCGAGCCGAUCCUCAAGGCAGGAGGAGACACAGUUCCGAAACGUUCUCUUCUGCUGGGACUGUGACAACCUCCUCUUCUUUCUUUACUGACAGUAGCAAAAGACACAGCUCUGCCUCAUUUGACAAUGUUUGGUUAAAACCGGAUGAAAACAUUGCUGAUGGUCAGGAAAGCAAAAUGUCCAGGGAUACCUCAACUGGAUUUCAGAAUGGCUUAAACUACAUCGCUCUGAAUUUACGCGAUGAUCCUAUAAGCUGUGAGGCAAGUACUGCAGCACCAACUUGCCAUCUCCAAAAUGGUACUUCAGGUUUGGACAGUGGAGCUUACGUGAGCAUAGAUUUCAGCAGAUCCGAUGGUCUGAAGUGUAACGCUGCGAGAAAAGACUGACUGCAUUGCCAUGGAAACCAUUGUUGGAAGAGAAGACUUUUCUGCUGGUAACUCCAGAAACUGUGUGGUGCUUUUGGAAGCAAAGCUCAGCUCCAGCCGGCUACUUUCAUUUCCACCAGCACGGACAUAGACACACAUCCUUUUAAUUGUUUGGUUUUUUUGUUUUUGUUUUUUUUUUUUUUCCAUAGACAUCAGCUCUCUACAGUCGAAUUAAUUUGAAUUGAGAUUUUUUUUUUUUCAUAGCUGUGCUUUGGUGAUGGAAUUUGGUCUUUCAUGUCCUAUCUAUUUGGGAGGCAGUGUGAAUGCUAAUAGGACAUCCCUGUAUGCCCCUUUCUCCCUCCUGCCUCUCCCGUUAAUAUAUAUAUUUUUUUUUUAAUUUAUAUUCUGAGAAGUCAAAGCUGGUUUCUGAUUGUCUGUUUAACAUGGGUUUUGCUUCUCUGGUACAUUAACAAGUGGUUAGCUUAAAACACAUAUUGUUUAGGAAUAUUUUGGCAGUUCAGGAUUUCUGUCGGGUGGCGGGGUGGAAGGAGGGAGGGAGAGAGAGGUGCACGUUAGCUUGAGGGGUGAACCCGUGGGACUCAACGGGUCUGGGGAGAAGAGACCUCUUCUGCCUUUUUUUCCUAAUUUUUUUUUAAAAGGUUUUGCUUUUAUGGUACAAGAGGUAUUUCUUGAUCAUAGGCUAGAGUAUUUUAAAUCAAAUGUCUGUCAGAGCUUAAACUGAAUUAUUUUUUUCCGCUCAGAAUUUUGGUAUGUACAAAGUAGGAUUAAUGGGCUGGUUGUCUUGUAGAUUGUUUUUGUUCUUACCCUCAAGAUACUUGUUUAUAAAUACAAAUUGUGUAAAAUGAGGUUUUUGUUCAUGCAUUCAAAUGGAGAACUGCAGAGUCGUAUCCAGUGUCUGUGACUUCUGCGUGACACUUGUCAGCUGUAGCUUUUUAAAGGGAAACCACCCUAAUUGAUCUUACUGGCAACCUAAGUCCCGUUCUUAAUUUGGGGCUAUUUUUGUUCUUUCUUCCUGGCAUAAUGGGGAAAAAAGUAAAAUGUUGGCUCAUCAAUUGUCUUUAUCCCACUUACAGAAAUGUGAACAAUGACUAUUUGACAUUUUAAAAAUAAGCCCUGAUUUUUCUACCAUUUAAGUGCUUCACUCUUGUACUGGAUUAUUAUUAUUUUUUUUGGUUGAAAUGAGUUUAGGUUUUUAACACUGCUAUGAACUUCAAAGAGCACGACACUAGUCGUUGGUACAUGCGAUGUAUAAUAAAAGGCACUGACGAUUGGUCAAGGGUUUAGAAGUGGUACACAAAUCCUCAUGCUGUACUGCACCACACAGCUGGUAAUCCUCUACAUUGUAUAUUGUACAACUGAUUUGUCAGGCUGCCUCACCUCUAACAUACAACCUUUAAAUUGCUAGUACAGUUUGUAUAACAAAUUAGACACUGUCAACUCGGAUUGUUCAGUGAUGUGUACCCAAAUCUAUUUUUAAGUAGUAUUAAAAUGUACAUGUCACUAAAAUAUGAAGACUUUUUUUUCUUUUUUUUUUUUUUUUUUUUCCUGGAAACAUGGUACCAAUCAGUUUACUCAGUGUCUAGUGACAGGAAAAACUGUUGCUACGGGGUUUAAAAGCACAGACCUGUUUUUGAUUCUGGAGGAGAAGUUCAAGUUGGUACAGUUACUCGUUGCUGCUAAACGUACACAAAUUGAAAAUACGACCACUCUUACAGACCACGAUACUGUCUCGCCGUAUAGCUUUUGUUUGGUCUCAUAAAUUAAUAAUGCAAUACGUAGACAGCUUUUUAUAAAGCUUUACAUCUUUUCUAAGAAAUCAAAAUUUGGAUGAAGAUAGUUCUAAACAUUUAAUGUGAAAGGAAAAGGUUGUUUUGAAGAAAUUUGUUACAUAUUUCAUAUUAGAUCCCUGAGGCUGCCAUUGUACAAUAUACAGCACUGAUUUAAUAAAUGCUGAAUAAAUAAGUAAAUGGGUAACCUCAAGUAUAGUGGUACAAAUACUAAUAGGUACGGCAUAAUAAAUAUGCAAUCUUUUUGAAUCUCUUAGUUUACAGCAACUAAUUUAUUCAGUAUUGUGCUGGAAGAACAUUUUCAGAUGAUGUAAAACAUAUCACUAUAUAUACUACCUUCCAGCUACCCGUUUAUGCUGCUGUAUAGUACAAAAAUACCAAUGAUAGAACAAUGUUUGUCCUGUAAAUUUAAUUUGAUAUUGGACAGUUAUUGUCUGUACAAACUAAAACAUAUAUGGUUGAAACUGUUCAUUAUAUUUGCUAUUUCUGCUUCACAGAUCUGUUUUAAAGUUGAGCUGAUUGAUCUGGCUUUGUCUUCCAUUGUAAAUAUUGUUCUGUUGUUUUCUUUGUAAAACACAUCGCGUUUGCGGUUUUGGGAGACUGGCUUGAAGCUCUGUAUAGUGUUUAUAUUUAUCUGACUUGGCUUUCCAUAGAGCUACUUGCAGUAAAUACGUGUUCAUGUA